AUGGCUCGAUUGUCCAUGUGUUUACUCAUAAUCUUCCUAGCCAUUGUGGCAGAGGCAGCUCCUCAUAAGCCCAAGAAAGCAAAAAAGUGUCACGACAAAAAGCGAUAUCCUGAAUGUUUCAAAGAGAAAGACCGCUAUUGUCCCGCAAAAUGCCCUCGUGAGUGUCAUAUGGAUUGUGCUACGUGCACACCUGUUUGCUCAGAGCCAUCUACAUUUCCACCAUUCUUGUCACCACCACCACCAGAAAAUGAAAAUCAUCCACCCCCUUCUCUAAGCCCACCUCCAACUACUUCCACUCCUCCUCCCACUGUUUCCACCCCACCUUCUCAAAAUCCUCCAUCACCACCAGAUUCAAGUGAAUCAGCUCCAAAGAGAGUUAGGUGCUACAACAAGAAUUAUGCCACUUGCUAUGGUCAGGAGUACACCUGUCCUAGUGCAUGCCCCAAUCAAUGUGAGGUUGAUUGUACCAUUUGCAAGGCUACUGUGACCGGCCAGGUGCUGUGUGCCAAGACCCGCGAUUCGUCGGUGCCGAUGGAAUCACCUUCUACUUCCAUGGCAAAAAAGACAGAGACUUUUGCAUAG
Molecule: messenger RNA, 582 nt
Organism: Dovyalis caffra
Lineage: Eukaryota; Viridiplantae; Streptophyta; Magnoliopsida; Malpighiales; Salicaceae
Source: the annotation of a GenBank genome assembly